Molecule: messenger RNA, 1537 nt
Organism: Acyrthosiphon pisum (pea aphid)
Lineage: Eukaryota; Metazoa; Arthropoda; Insecta; Hemiptera; Aphididae
Product: piggyBac transposable element-derived protein 4-like
Exons: 2
Source: RefSeq, a predicted model, not a curated record
AUGAGCCUUGACAAAAUAAAUAUAGAGAAAUUAUCUCAAGAUGAACUAUUUGAGAUUUUUGAAAGUAUUCCAAGUGAUGAUUCAAUCUGUUAUGAUUUAUUAGAUAAAGAUGAAAAUGAGUACACAGUUGAAGCCAUCUGUGAGAACACUCCUAUGAGGUGCAAUAUGUAUGAUCCAGAUAAUGUACCUUUGGCUGACAGAAUUGAAAAUGUGGAAGGCAUAUGGGAAGAGCAUGGUUUGAUGACAGAUCCAUUACCAUUCCAAGGAAAAGGUGGGCCUAAUUUACCACCAGGGCUUGGAGAUCCACUCAGUUAUUUUUAUUUAAUUUUUCCUGAAAGCUUUAUUGAUUAUCUGGUUUUUCAAACCAAUUUUUAUGCACACCAAAAACAAAAACCAUUUGAGCCUGCUACUUCUCAGUCAAUGAAGACAUUUUUGGCAAUCAAUUUGCUUAUGGGUAUUAAAAAACUUCCUUCGUAUAAAGAUUAUUGGUCAUCAAUCCCUCAACUCAGGGAUGAAUACAUUUCAUAUUUCAUACCUUUAAAUAGAUUCUCUUGGUUUUUAUCUCAUAUGCAUUUAUCUGAUAAUAAUUUUCGACCAAAUAGAAAUGAUAUAAAUUAUGAUAAACUUUAUCGUUUCAAAGGCAGAAAUUCAAUUAAACAAUACAUGCCAAUGAAACCGAUAAAACGUGGUUACAAAGUGUGGAUUCGUGCUGAUGAAUCUGGUUAUAUAUGUGAGUUUCAAAUUUACACGGGAAAAACAGAUUCAGUAGAAACAACUUUAGGAAAACGAGUUGUCCAAGAUUUGACUAUGAAUAUAGAAGGAAAAUAUCAUAAUGUUUAUUUUGACAAUUUUUUUACAUCACUUGAACUAAUGGAAGAAUUGUUACAAGAUGGAAUAUAUGCUUGUGGCACUGUUCGAGCUAACAGAAAAGGACUACCAAAAAUACAAAUUCAAGAUAAAAAAUUAAAGAAAGGUGAUAGUGAAGGACGUGUUUCUACAACAGGAGUGUCAUGGUUGAAGUGGCGAGACAACCGUUGUAUUCAACUGUUGUCAAACUUUCACAAUCCUGAUGAUAUUUCAUCGUGUACAAGAAAAAAUAAAGAUGGAUCAACUAUAAGUAUUUCAUGCCCACUAGCAGUUACAAAUUAUAAUACUCAUAUGGGUUAUGUUGAUUAUGCUGACAUGUUAAAAUCCUAUUAUGAAAUUGACAGGAAGAGUCAAAAAUGGUGGCACCGCAUCUUUUUUCAUUUUUUGGAUGUAUCGGUAGUAAAUGCAUUUAUUCUGUUUAGAGAAAGCAGUCAGGGUUCUACAUUGAAUAUAAAACAAUUUAGACUUGCAGUAGUAGCUGGAUUAGUUGGGCUACCAAGUACAUCACCCAAAGGGAGAAAACAACUUCAUAAAAAAAUUAACUUGUUUAAACCAAAAAUUCCCAUAGAACAACGGUUUUCAAAUGUAGGUCAUCUCCCACAAUCUUGUUCUUCAAGAAGAUGCAACAAUUGCAGUACUAAAGAUAAGCCCCACAGAACCAAAUGGGAAU